AUGUUAAAAAGUGGACUGCUUACACCUUAUAGAGGAGUUGCGUACCAUUUAAAAGAGUACUCAAAUCGGGGACCCCGAGAUUAUCGAGAACUUUUCAAUCUUCGGCAUGCAUCAUUGCGUAAUGCAAUAGAGAGGGCAUUUGGAGUUUUGAAAAAACGCUUCCCAAUCAUAGGUGAUAACCAGCCAACAUAUGAUGUCAAUACGCAGUCAAAAAUUGUUCUUGCUUGUUGUAUUUUGCACAACUUUUUGAUGGAAAUAGAUCCGGAUUUGGAAUAUAUUGAUGAAGUAGAUGCAGAAUUGGCACACCAAUCUCCUAUCGAGGAUGAAAAUAUUGCAUCUACUAGUACUCAAGAAGAAGAUUCAUCAAAAGGCGAAUUUUUGAGAAAUCAAAUAGCUAUGCAAAUGUGGAAUGAUUAUGUAGUUUAA
Messenger RNA from Coffea eugenioides, 426 nucleotides. Its product is annotated as putative nuclease HARBI1. The coding region runs from base 1 to 426 and encodes 141 amino acids. The record is from RefSeq and is a predicted model, not a curated record. NCBI's taxonomy places the organism in Eukaryota, Viridiplantae, Streptophyta, Magnoliopsida, Gentianales, Rubiaceae. The transcript has a single exon.